Molecule: messenger RNA, 1631 nt
Organism: Bufo gargarizans (Asiatic toad)
Lineage: Eukaryota; Metazoa; Chordata; Amphibia; Anura; Bufonidae
Gene: IL17D
Product: interleukin 17D
Exons: 3
Coding region: 257-907 (216 amino acids)
Biological process (GO): inflammatory response
Cellular component (GO): extracellular region
Molecular function (GO): cytokine activity
Source: RefSeq, a predicted model, not a curated record
GCUCCCUGUACAUCUCCCCCCAUCUCCCUUCCCUAGGAUCAUACUGUACAUUAUAUUGCAUAACUCGUGUUCUCCCUCCCAUUCUGCUGUCUGUCUCAUUCUGUAGACCCUCAUAUCCCUCAGCUGCAGUAGGUCUCCCUCCCUCCCUCCUCUCAGUCCAGCUGAGGAACAUAUUAUACCCCCCCUACCUUGCCUCCUCCCCCUCUUUGGUCAUCUAUCUUGUGUCAUCCUCAGACUUGAGCUUCAGAUAUUCAAGAUGCAGCCAAGGAACCAGGUCUUUUUGGCACAAGCCGUUCUGAUGUUGCUCCUCGCGCUACUAACUGUCAGCUGUGAGGGGUCUAAACCAGUAAAGCGAGCACCACCAAAGACCAAGGCCUGUGCUGACCGCCAGGAGGAGGUGUUGGAGCAGAUGUAUGGACACCUGGCCGCUGGUAUGCUUAGCGCCUAUCACCACACACUGCAGCUUCAGCCACUUGAGAAGGAGAACAUCAGCUGCCCAGCUGGGACCCGAGGUAGAGCUCCGGCAGACGGCAAGCAGCGGCUACCGGUCAAUAUCCACAGCAUAUCCCCAUGGGCAUACAGAAUAACAUACAACCCCAUGCGGUAUCCCAAGUACAUCCCAGAAGCAUAUUGUCUUUGCAAGGGUUGCCUGACUGGACUCUAUGGAGAGGAGAACUUCAACUUCCGCUCUACUCCAGUCUACAUGCCUACGGUCAUCCUCCGUCGUACAUCUUCAUGCACUGGUGGUCGCUAUGUCUAUGUUGAGGACUACAUCACUAUCCCAGUCGGCUGCACUUGUGUACCGGAUCCCGAGAAGGAGUCUGAGGCGGACACUGCAAAUUCCAGUCUGGAGAAAGAGAAGUUCAAGGUUUCUAUCAAUAAAAGUGAGAAACCAUCGUCCAACUGAGCUACAGAGUUAUGUAUGGAUCAGGACAAGGUUGGCUUUGGGAAGCCCUCAUAAUUUCUCUACAGGUACAAUGGUGGUAGGAUGUCCUGGAGUAAACACAAAUCUUGAUGGAUGAGAGGGUCCAACGUUGUGCUGCAGGGUUAUAGAAGAAAUAUAUAUUAAAUGUUAUGUAAAUCUAGCUGUACUGGGGUGAGGACCAUGAUACUCAACAAUCAGUCAGGGAUGGAUGGUAAGUGAUGAACACUAGUGACAGUCGCUUACAAUUCCCGAUAGUCCAGAUGGGGAGAAACGCAGUUAAUUGCACAACUCAAGUGUAAUGCAGUUGGUCAAAAGGAUAGUUCACUAAAAUCAUCAAUAAGCACAAACUCAUUACAUUUACCCAUCGGCAAAAUGCUAAACCAAGAGAUACUACGGUCACAACGUUAGAUCAAGGCGGCAUAACUACCUUAAAUGCUGAAUAUUGUAUGUCUAUAAAGUAAAUUUGCUAAUAUUCUUGAUUGAAUAUUGCCUAGCAUUUUGUAUAUACAGCACCUACACAGAACUAUGCAUCUCCAUGGCAACAGACUACAAACAAACUCUGUGGUCUCAUCUCGCAGUUCUAAUCACCUCUGUUCCCUAUUUUUUUCCUACAUUACAUAGGUCAGCAAGUAGAGGACAGUUGAGAAAAUAAACUCAGACUACACGUGGAUUGUUUGUAGUCUGUUACCAUGGAGACACAUAGAUC